Anoplopoma fimbria (sablefish) is the source of this 1674-nucleotide messenger RNA. Its product is annotated as puratrophin-1-like. The coding region runs from base 201 to 1658 and encodes 485 amino acids. Lineage: Eukaryota; Metazoa; Chordata; Actinopteri; Perciformes; Anoplopomatidae. The transcript is spliced from 10 exons. The record is from RefSeq and is a predicted model, not a curated record. Gene Ontology annotation, molecular function: guanyl-nucleotide exchange factor activity.
CUGUCAUGUGUGUUAAUGAGUACUUCUGGUGCACAUAACACACUGGUGUACUUUGACAUACUUGUACUAGAGUAAAGGGUCAGAGUUCCUCCUCAUGAUUAGGAAGCAGACAUCAGGAGGUGACGGAGGUAUUAUGGGAUGUCUGAGCUACAUGUGUGUCGUGGUGUCUCCUCAGUAAGCUGCGUCACGUGGUGGAGGAGAUGGUGACCACGGAGAGGGAGUACGUGCGCUCCCUGCAUUACAUCAUCCAUCACUACUUCCCUGAGAUGGACCGGGCCGACCUUCCUCAGGACCUCCGGGGGAAACGCUCCGUGGUGUUCGGGAACCUGGAGAAGCUUCUGGACUUCCACAGUCAGUUCUUCCUCAGGGAGCUGGAGGCCUGCUGGAAGCAUCCUCUGAGGGUUCCUCACUGCUUCAUCAGACAUAAGGAGCAGUUCGGUCUUUACGCUCUGUACAGCAAGAACAAACCAAAGUCUGACGCUCUGCUGGCCCACCACGGGAACUCCUUCUUCAGGAGGAAGCAGGUGGAGCUGGGCGAUAAGAUGGACCUGUCGUCGUACCUGUUGAAGCCGGUGCAGAGGAUGAGUAAAUACGCUCUCCUGCUCACUGACCUCAUCAAGGAGGUGGGCGUGGCCCAGGAGGCGGAGCUCGCCGCUCUGCAUGCCGCCACCAACAUGGUCAAGUUCCAGCUUCGCCACGGCAACGACCUGCUGGCAAUGGACGCCAUCCGAGACUGUGACGUGAACCUGAAGGAGCAGGGUCAGCUGAUCCGUCAGGACGAGUUCACUGUCUGGACCGGCAGGAGGAAAUGUCAGCGUCACAUCUUCCUGUUCGAGGAGCUCGUUCUCUUCAGUAAACCCAAGAAGAUGGAGGGAGGUCUGGACGUCUUCAUCUACAAACACUCCUUCAAGACAGCAGAUGUGGGUCUGACGGAGUCCGCGGGGGACAACGGGCUGCGGUUCGAGGUCUGGUUCAGGAGGAGGACGGCCAAGAACCAGACCUUCAUCCUUCAGGCCGCCACGUCAGAGGUGAAACACGCCUGGACCACCGGCAUCGCCAGGAUCCUGUGGACCCAGGCCACCAGGAACAAAGAGAUGCGUGUGAAGGAGAUGGUGUCGAUGGGAGUCGGUAACAAGCCGUUUCUGGACAUCCAGCCGAGCGACGCAGCGAUCAGCGACCGAGCCGUUCACUACAUCAUGAAGAGCAGAGAACACGUUGAUGCGUCCAUCGCCGUCUCUGUCUUCGAUCACUCCCACCCUUUUAAUGGAGGAGCGGUGACCUCUGACCCCGCAGCAUCAGGGCCCUCUUCAUCCAGCCUGCUGGGGCCGCUCAACCUGCACAUGUACAGUCAGAACAUCUCCUCCUCUUCUGCUGCUGAAGGCUCCUUCAUCACCUCCUGUAUCGAGGAGGACGAGCAGGAGACCAGCAGCCAGCCCUCCAUGACCACGGAGAGUUCAGGCUCCUCCUCUCGAUGUCUCUCCGGCUCCACCGGCUCAGACAGCGGCUGCGUCUCCUCCCACCUGCAGGAGGCGCUGCCUGAGGAGCAGAGCCCCCCCGACCAGCCUUCAUCCUCCUCCUCCUCCAACAAACAGCACCUCAACAGCCACUACAUUUCAGCUAAAGCAGUCCCAGUCAUCGGCCCUUCCACCAUCGUGUGAUCAGCUGAUGGACGGU